UGCUAUGGCAGAAGAUGCAUGAAUUCCUGAGUGUAAAUAAGCAGCUUCAGAAAAUGCAGCCCCCCAUCGUGUCUGCUCAUGAUUGCUCUCUGUUUCUCUGCUCUUUUAAGCAAAGCAAAGCAGUGGUGAGGCUGAAAGAAGAUAUGAAGAAGGUGGUGGCACGGCCUGGUAAAGGGCAGCCUGCUGUGCCAUGCAAGAGACUGUUUGGAGUGCCCCUUAAGGAUCUCAUGGAGGAGGGGCUGAUGGAGAACGGCGUGCCAAACCUUGUGUGGAAUAUAGUGGAGUACUUAAGGAUGGAAGGGAUGACUCACGAGGGGCUGUUCAGGGUGAAUGGAAAUUUUAAAGUGGUCGAACAGCUGCGUCAUAAGUAUGAAAGUGGAGAACAGGUGAUCCUGGCAGAUGACGGAGAUGUCCAUUCAGCUGCCAGCCUACUCAAGAUGUUCUUACGCGAGAUGCCAGAUGGUAUAAUCAGUGCUAAAAUCAUUCCCAAGUUUAUACAGGUUUACCAUGACCAUGGAAGUGACUCACACAGGGAAAGCAACUUUAAGGAACUCUUAAAAGAAUUACCGGACACCCACUACAGCCUGCUGAAGUAUCUCUGCCACUUUCUAACGCAGGUGGUUGAGCACCAAGCAGAGAACCGAAUGAAUGUUUACAAUCUUGCCACUGUGUUUGGACCGAGUUGUUUCCAUGUAUCCCCUGGGUUUGACUGUAUGAAGCAACAGGAGACAUGCAACAACAUUUUGGAAAGGAUGCUCAAGGAUUUUAAUGUAUUCUUUCAGUGUGAGCAUACUGAGAAAGAUGGGGUCUGUGAAGACACAGCAAAAAUCAUUACAGUCAAAAGGUCAUCCGACAAACUUUACAUUCCAGAGAGAUUUGUGGAAGUUGAUGUUCCUAAGCUCUCUCCAUUUAGAAAGGAGAGAUGUAUGAAGCAGUUAAAUAAUGCUGAAUAUGAUUGUCUCAAAACACUAUCGCCAAGAAGAAAGGAGACUGUUCAGGAGAGCCUUGAUAGGCAAUUAAAUAAUGCUGAAUUUGAUUGUCUCACAUUAUCUCCAAGGCAAAAGGUGAACAUUAACAAACCUAAGGCUGAAACUCAACUUCAAGAAUUUCAGGUGCCUCAGCCAAAAAUAUCCAGCGGAGUCCCUAAAGCCAGGCUGGGCAGCAAGGGAAAAAAUACGUUUCCUGAAGAGACAGAUCUACUGGAUCUCAUAUCCUCCGUUAGCAGCAGCACAGGCUCGGUUCACAGCUCCCAAGAAGAUGAGCGACCUAUGUCCCCAUUUUACAUGAGCGCUCACGUGGCACAGGUCAACGCAGUCCCUGCUGGCAGAGAUCUUCUCGAGAAAACCAUCAGGACAGCUGUUGAGCAACAUCUCUUUGACGUACUGGGUCCAGGAAGCCAAAGUUCAGAAGAUUCAGAAUCUGGGACGUCCUCCCCUUCAACUAGCCUGUCUGCCAGGCAGAGAAGAAGACAUUUGAAAGAACAUGAUGAAGCAAGGAAAAAACCCAGAGACAUGGAGGUAAUUGAUAAAGAAAACAUCCCCUCUGGGUGCACGAGUCUAGAAGAUUGUGGUCUGACACAGGACGUGGAAAAGCUGCAGGAAAACUGUUCCGGGUACAUUGAGGAGAGAAGUAAACCAAAGAGACAGAAAUCAAGCAGUAAGCUUUCUGAGCUCAAUGAUAACCAGGAGAGUGCACUGAGCACAGAAAACUUUGUUACAUCUUGGAAUAAAGACAGACAAGAGUAUAGUGGUAUGGAAGUAUUGUCCGAGGCAAGCAAAGAUACUGAAAAUGACCGAGAAGGUUUAAGAUUACCCCCGACUGUAAAAAUGAAGAUUCAAGAACACCCGAGCACCUCUGAACCAAAACAGCAGAGAAACCUUGAAGUUGCUGCUAGUGAGGAUGGCUUUGUACCCGAAGUACCCCGCCUAGACCUCACCUCACUUUGUAAUGAUAGCAAUUGGGAAGAACCAGUCCCUGCACUAAACUCGUGGGAAAGAGAUGGCACAGACCCCGAUGAGGCACGUCUGUCUCCCCAGGCAGGGCGUCUUAUCCGUCAACUUCUUGAAGCAGACAGUGACCCUAUGUUGUCACCUCGGUUUUACGCCUACGGCCAUAGUCAGCAAUACCUGGAUGACCCAGAAGUUCCCCCUUCUCCUCCCAACUCCCAUUCCUUCAUAAGCCGGAGACGCAGUUCUUCGUUGGGCUCACACGAAGAUGAUCGAGAUGAAGACCUGACCCCUGUACAACUCACUCGCAAAAUCCAGAGCCUCAAGAAGAAAAUUCGCAAGUUUGAAGAAAGGUUUGAAGAAGAUAGAAAAUACAGGCCUUCCCACCGUGACAAGGCAACCAAUCCAGAGGUUCUAAAAUGGAUGAAUGAAUUGGCAAAAUUUAGAAAACAGCUAAAAGAGUCCAAAAUAAAGAUCUCCGAAGAAGACCUGGUUCCUCAGAUGCGUCAAAGAAGCAACACCCUUCCUAAAAGCUUUGGCUCUCAGUUGGAGAGAGAGGAGGAAAGGAAGCCAGAGGUUGCAGAAAAAGUAGCCAAGCCCUCAAUCGAAAUGACAAUGGAGUCAAUUCAGAAAAAGCUUAAUGAGAAGAGGAUGGAGGUGGACCGACCAGAGGAUAUUAAAGAUAUGACCAGAGAUCAGAUUGCAGCCGAGAAAGUAUCCCUUCAGAAAGCUUUGCUUUUUUAUGAAAGUAUUCACGGGCGGCCGGUAACCAAGAAUGAGAGGCAGGUGAUGAAGCCACUGUAUGACCGAUACAGACUGUUCAAGCAGAUUCUAUAUCGAGCAAACACAAUCCCUGUUAUUGGAUCCCCCACAAGCAAGCGGAGAAGCCCUUUGCUGCAGCCAAUAAUCGAGGGUGAAACUGCAUCCUUCUUCAAGGAGGAAGAAGAAGAAGGAUCAGAAGAUGACAGCAGUAGCGUGAACACAGAUUUUAUGGUUACUAUGAAACCAGGCUUUACUGUAAGGAGCUUUUUGGAUCAGCUGGAAGAGGACACAGAUGGAUUUGUGUCACCGGUGGAUGACAAGACCCCUCCAAAGAGCAGCCAAGAGCUUGGGCUUGGGAACAUUCAUUCAGCUUCAGUGCCUGAGCUGCUUCAGCAGCUACAGGAGGCAAAGGAAGAAAAAAAGAAUAUUAGGAAAAAACUUAGAGAGUUUGAGGACAAUUUUUUUAGACAGAAUGGAAGGAAUGUUCAGAAAGAAGAUCGCACACCAAUGGCAGAGGAAUAUAGCGAGUACAAGCACACAAAAGCAAAACUCCGGCUGCUAGAGGUCCUAAUUAGCAAGCGAGGCACUUCGCAGACUGUGUAAUGAGGAUGAAAAACAUCUCUCCAGAACUGAAACCGCUUAUAUCCCAAGUCUUCUUUACAAUGAGCAGAUUGCUGGGAAUGGCCGACAGGAGAUGCGUGUUGCCCAGGAUAUUCUGCUUUGCAAGGCUCCCUUCUGUACUGGAUUCCUCCUUGAAAUACAUGCCCUUGUAUCUUUCUUAUGGAACAUGAAUUUACCUCAUGACUAGAGUAAAUAUUGCAAGGAUUUGUUGGACUAGCAAACUGAGUAAUCUGGCAAUUUUGUUGAUGCUAAAUGCAACGUCACAAUUCACACCAAAUCCAAGGUACAGACAGUGCACAAAGUGCUGAUGAUGUCUAAAAGUCUGUUGGAUGUUGUCCCAUCUUGGGGAUUGGAGGGACAUAGAGAUUUUUUAUUUUUAUAUGCUACAACACUGUUAUAAAUCACAUGGACUACAGCCAGCAACCUUGCAGACACAGACUAUAAAUUAUGAUCUGAGAAAGCACUCCCUUUUAUUUCUCUUAAGGGUACAUUAACUGCAGCUCUGCCUUCCUGGAUACAUUUUGGAAAAUAAAGAAAGAAGAGAUGUCCAGCAAUCCUUAUUGUGGUAAAAUGAUAUCCCUUUAUUGACAAAUCAGCAACGUUUCGACUGUGUGGUUUUUUUUUGGGCGAGCAAUGUAAACAUUUCCCCAAACCCUACUUGAUAUAUACCAUCUUUAUUAAUCACAUGAUCAAGUAAGGGGCGUUAAGCUCAUACAAAGUGACCAUUUUUAUAGUUAUGUAAACCAUAACAAAGUGCAAAAAUCCCGGGUACAAGGGCAAUGCACGAAGCGCUCAUCUGAUGAUGUCUAAAAUUUUAUUUCACAAUGUCCCAUCUCGUGGAUUGGGGGCAUGGAGAUUUUUUAGAUUUUUUUUUUUUUUUUUUUAAAUAAACAUACUAAAACACUGUUAUAAAUCGUGUGGAUUACAGCCAGCAGCAUCCUUGCAGACACUGACUGGUAGAUGGCUUGUCUAUCACACAGGAGUCCCAGACAAGAGUUUUGUUUCCAUCGCAUCCUUCAGAUGUCCUCUUGAUUGCAUGCUUUACCAACCAACAUGGAAUGGUUUCCUGUUUAUCCUUGUUCAUAGGAUGAAAUAGGGUCACAAUGUGUACAUCUGAGGACUUGUAUGAAAUAUAUAUCCAGAACAAUAUUACCACUACUAGCCUGUCAGUCUUGCAUUAAUCUCACAACCAGAACCAGAUUUUCUUCUCGAUUAAGCAA
This is a messenger RNA of Pelobates fuscus (common spadefoot toad), 4549 nucleotides long. RefSeq names its product family with sequence similarity 13 member A (gene FAM13A). NCBI's taxonomy places the organism in Eukaryota, Metazoa, Chordata, Amphibia, Anura, Pelobatidae. Bases 15 to 3311 code for a protein of 1098 amino acids. The transcript is spliced from 26 exons. The record is from RefSeq and is a predicted model, not a curated record. Gene Ontology annotation, biological process: signal transduction.